AGAACACAGGGAUGAAGUCUGACAAGUGUCUGAAUCAGGCUGAUGAGUCAGAAUGACACAUUUUCUGGCUCCUCAGGCUGCCUGCAGCGGGAACGGCUUUAGGCGGGAACACAUACUGACUUGUGCUCUGUCUUUACAGUUCUGUACGGAGCUAAACCAGCCAAUCCUGCCCAACAUCCGCAAGUGGAAGGGGCCCCGAGGAUGCUGGAAGGCCGUUGUUUCGGAGAAGCCCUCGACUCAGCUCCAGAAGGGCGCUGGGUUUGCAGGGUUCCUGUGGGACACAGCGGCCGGGGUGGAACUGAGAGAUGCCACCUGGCAGGAGAGCUCACCCGGCAAUGGGCACGGGAAGCCCGCAGGCCCCAGCCCGUACCUCGUGAGGUUCAAGGUGGGAAGUCAUGACUUGACCCUGGUGAACCUUCACCUGGCAGCCCUGACCCUCCCAGGGGGUGAGAACCCAAGCAAGAGUCACAGUGACAGCCACUGCUGGGCUAGCUUCGUGCAGACCUUGCAGGAAACCCUGAAAGGCGAAAAAGAGGUGAUAGUUUUAGGAGAUUUCGGCCAGGGGCCAGACAGCAGUGACUAUGAUAUCUUGAGGAAAGAAAAAUUCCACCACCUGGUCCCCGCACACACCUUUACCAACAUCAGCACCAAGAAUCCCCAAGGCUCGAAGACUCUGGACAACAUCUGGAUCAGUAAAAGCUUAAAGAAGGUUUUCACAGGUUGGGUUCUCGCUUAGGUCCCCGUGAGACCAGGAUCGUAAUGCCCAUUUCACAGCCGAAGAAACUGAGGCCUGGAGAGCUUCACCUCCUGAAGGUCACACAAGCAGUAAGUAAAUAGACGGGAUCCACACUCAGUACAAAGCCCACGCACACAUGUCAACCCUGUGCGGCCGACACUGACGUGUGAGAGUGUUAACAGUGAACGUGUGGACCACCGUCACCACCCGUGGGAACCCGGUGGCUUGUUGGGCCCAGGGCCGGAUGGGCAGUCGGAGGGGCCCGUUGUCCAUCAAAGGCCACCUUUGGGGCCACCUGGCUCCAAGGAGCAUCACUGGUCUUGAGCAUGGGAAGGAAGCCCCUUUCUGGGGGCUCUGCAGGUACCUGGGCAUCAGCCAGGCCCACGCCCAGGGGGUGUCUCUUCAGUGGGAGGGUGAGCAGCUCCCGGAGGCCCGGAACCUGCGCCGGCUGAGCCUUGGCCGAAAGCAGCCGAGUUCGAAUGAAAAGUCGUGGCGGGUAGGAAAGGGUGCUCCCCAGCUGAGCUGACCUUUUUUGGUGCUUCAUCUAAAAUUAAAAGCUCCACCUUGCAUUCACCAGCCAGAUGCCCCAAGUCCUUUUAGCCAGAUUUUUGCAGCAAAACUGUGGGAAGGGCUUCUUAAGUAAGGAAAGAGGGGAAAGAAAUCCAGUUAAACAACCUUUGUGAAGGUCAUCUGGUUUGACCCAGAGGCUGGGGAGCUAAACUGCAGUGGCCACACCUGCUAUAAUGGAGUUUGCGCAGGACUUCUGCUUAGCCUCGGCUGGACGCAAACUCACACCACAGACACAGAGUGGGGGCACUUGUCACCCGAGGGCCCCAGGAGUGGGGUCAUUGCUUGGUGGCCACAGGCCCGGGGUUUGGAACCAGCAGACCUGGCUGCUGAGAGCCAGCUCUGCCAGGUCCAAGGUGCGGCCCCUGCAGGGUGUGUUUGUCUGGCUGAGUCCCAGGAGUCUAACCUAUUAAACGAGGAUAGAAUCCCUCAGGGUUGCAGAGAAUAAAUAACAUCUAUAAAGUUCUUAGCAUACUGUCUGACCACAGGGCACAACUCCAGGGGGAACCGUUCCCCAGGACACAUGGUGAGAGCUCAAUAAGCAGCAGCGUUUUUUUAAAAUUAUUUUAAGUUAUUUAUUGUUUACAUUUUAUCCCCAGAGUUCCCCUCAACUGGAACAUGAGCUUUGUGGUUUCCCAACAGUGUGUCAUCCUGGACUGUCCACUGGUCCAGCUGAGCUCUCAAAAAGAAGGAUCCCCACCCAGUGGAGCGUGUCACGAGGACACUGGUCAUGCGGCCCGCAUUCCACUGAAAAAGACCAAAAGUCCCCGUAAGGGUCCAAGACUGCCCCUCACGGUUCCCCCUGGUGGAGAAACUUGGUAGGACACCCAGUAAGUCAUCUCCCAGGGACGGAACCUGUGAUUUGUUCUAUUUGAGUUGACAGGAGACGGCAGACUGACUCUGUCUUCCAGAAGGAGUAAAAGCCGGGCUCAGACGUGGCAUCUUAAGCGGCAUCAUCGCUGGGCACACUUAGCCUUUGAAAGUCUCGAUUGCCAGCCAGGCUGCGGAAUGGUGGAGCCUUUCCCUAGUAGAGCGUUAGGCUGUGGAAGCAGCUGUCUGGUCCUCUGCUAGCACCUGGCCGCCUAGUCUCCUCGCUGCCUGGGCCUGUGAGCCUUUAGCCCAGAGGCAGGAUUUUCAUAAAACUUCCAGAAUUAAAAGCUUAAGUUUUCUAGAAGCGAUAAGAUUAAUUAAUAAUCAGAUGGUCUGUGUCUUCCCUCUUCCCCUGCACAGUAAAUAUGAGAGGAUUGAGUAGAGCUUAAAAUCCAAAGAAUACUUAAAUUUACAAAUUGUGGAUAGUUGUUGAAGCUGGAUGAUGGGAACACAGGAGUUCAUGUCACUCUUCUUUCUACUUUUGUCUAUGUUUGAAACGUUCUAUGAUCACAAUGAAAUAAAUGCAUAAAUAAUAAAAGGCCCAAGCCCCCUCCCCCCAAAAAAAGACAUUGUUCGAAGAUUUACACUUUUUAACAGAAUAAAUACUACAUUUCCCUGUAGACCAGGUGUGCUGAAGUCCUCACAGCAGAAGUGGAUACACGUGAAGGAGAUUAAGUCCUAUAAUUCUUUCUUUUUAUGCCACUCCCUGAAGCAGCAUUUUGCUAGGAAGGAGUCACUGAAAGUGAUAGUGUUUCAUUCUAGAAUGGGGAAAUUAAAAUAUAUGUAUUUGGAGGGUAAAUUAGAAGUACCAGAGAGAAGAAAGGGAUAUUUAAAAGCCCUGGGGACUUCCCUGGUGGCGCAGUGGUUAAGAAUCCUCCUGCCAGUGCAAGGGACACGGGUUCGAGCCCUGGUCUGGGAAGAUCCCACAUGCCGCGGAGCGGCUGAGCCCGUGCGCCGCAACUACUGAGCCUGCGCUCUAGAGCCCGCGUGCCUAGAGCCCGUGCUCUGCAACAAGAGAAAAGCCACCACGAUGAGAAACCCGCGCACCACAAUCAAGAGUAGCCCCCACUUGCUGCAACUAGAGAAAGCCCGUGUGUAGCAACGAAGACCCAA
Molecule: messenger RNA, 3286 nt
Organism: Physeter macrocephalus (sperm whale)
Lineage: Eukaryota; Metazoa; Chordata; Mammalia; Artiodactyla; Physeteridae
Product: endonuclease/exonuclease/phosphatase family domain-containing protein 1
Exons: 5
Coding region: 53-736 (227 amino acids)
Cellular component (GO): plasma membrane
Molecular function (GO): catalytic activity
Source: RefSeq, a predicted model, not a curated record